CUUCAGCGAAUCAUCAGUUGCAGUCGGUUUGUAAGCCCGGCCGUGUGUACAGGCGCCUAUAUUUUCCUCGCUCCUCUCCAGCAGCGACACAUCGGAGUCGCCUCGCCGCGGCGCAGCAGCAGCAGAUACAGUAGUUGGCAGUAAAGCGCGCGUGCGUCUGUAUGACUCCCCUACUACCACUAAUAAUCGACCACCCGCACGUUUUACUGCAUAGGACAGUGAGUGAGUGAGAGAGAGAGAAAAAGAGAGGCUAGCAGACUUCGAUUUUCCGCUCGAUCCUUGCCUUGCGCGUUGGAGGCCACCCCGAGUUAUAGUUUUGUGCUCUUCGUUAUACCUUUAAUUUGAGAAAAUCAGAACAAAUUUAACAAAAAUAGAAACCCCAAGCUUGAAUUGUGAAUAAUAUAUCGAGGAACAAAGUUUCAAGCUCGUUCGCCAUGGCUGACAAAAUUUAUAAACCAAAUCCUGAGCUUGCGAGUCAAGCUCACUGCAAAAGCAUGGAGCAAUACAAGGACAUGCACGAAAGGUCCAUGAAGCACCCAGAACAAUUUUGGGGUGAAAUAGCCAAGGAUUUUUAUUGGGAAACUCAAACUACGGAAGAUAAAUUUUUCUCCUACAAUUUUGACAUCAACGAGGGUGACAUUUACAUCAAAUGGAUGGAAGGUGCCUCAACCAAUUUGAGCUUCAAUUUACUCGACAAAAAUGUGAAAAACGGCAAAGGAGAUCAAAUCGCUUACUACUGGGAAGGUAACGAUCCAGAUGACUAUUCGCGCAUAACGUAUCUGAAACUGCUGCAAGAGACCUGCCGAUUCGCCAAUGUGCUCAAGUCAAAGGGCGUCCAAAAGGGCGACCGCGUCGCCAUCUACAUGCCUAUGAUACUCGAGCUGCCCAUCGCCAUGCUCGCAUGCACGAGAAUCGGGGCUGUGCACAGUAUCGUCUUCGCAGGCUACUCGGCCGAUUCGCUGGCUGAGCGUAUCUUGGACUCGAAAGCCAAAGUACUGAUUACGGCGGACGGCGUCUGGCGCGGCGAGAAGCAACUUAUGCUCAAGUCCAUUUGCAACGACGCUCUCGACAAAGUCGCGCAGCAGGGUCACAAGGUUGACUCGUGCGUCGUCGUGGCCCAUCUCCGGAGGCUCACCAAUCCUCUGGGCAAACAGCACGUCGAGACGAAAAACGGCACCAGCAAUGGCAAUUCGAACGGUGAGGUCGUCUGGGACGACGACAGGGACUGCUGGUGGCACGACGAGAUGGAGCAAGUCGAGCCGAGCUGUUAUCCAGUCUGGAUGUCUGCCGAGGAUCCCCUCUUCAUUCUCUACACAAGCGGCUCGACGGGAAAGCCAAAAGGUGUCCUGCACACCACGGCGGGCUACUUAAUAUACGCGGCAACGACCUUCAAAUACGUGUUCGACUAUCAUCCGGGUGACGUGUACUGGUGCACCGCCGACAUCGGCUGGAUUACUGGCCACACUUACGUCGUCUACGGACCACUGGCCAAUGCGGCCACUUCCGUUCUAUUCGAAGGUACGCCGUUUUACCCGGAAAACGACAGAUACUGGUCCGUCGUCGACAAGUACAGAGUCAGUCAGUUCUACACUGCUCCGACGGCCAUUCGCUCGCUCAUGAAAUUCGGCGACGAUCUCGUCAAGAAACAUGACUUGUCCAGUCUUAAGGUUCUUGGCUCUGUGGGUGAACCCAUCAACGCCGAAGCUUGGCUCUGGUUUUACAAUUUGGUCGGUCAUGGCAAGUGCAGUAUAGCCGACACGUUCUGGCAAACGGAAACCGGAGGUCACGUGGUUACUCCAUUGCCCGGUGCAACACCGAUGAAACCAGGAUCGGCCACCUUCCCGUUCUUUGGCGUCAAGCCCGAACUACUGGACGAAGACGGGCGCGUGAUCGAUGGCGAGGGCGAGGGCUACCUCGUAUUCCGGAAACCCUGGCCCGGCAUGAUGCGCACCCUCUACGGCAACCACGAGCGCUUCCAGAGCACUUACUUUGACCGUUUCCACGGCUUCUACUGCACCGGCGACGGCGCCAGACGAGACAAAGAUGGCUAUCUUUGGGUAACCGGUCGAAUUGACGAUAUGUUGAACGUUUCCGGACAUCUCAUGUCAACGGCCGAGGUCGAAAGUGUUCUGGCCGAGCACAGUUCCGUAGCUGAGGCUGCGGUUGUCAGUAAACCUCAUCCGGUCAAAGGCCAAUGUCUUUACUGCUUCAUUACGCCCAACGAAGGCAAAACGUUCGACAAACGUUUGCAAGAUGAGCUCAAGAAAAAAGUUCGUGAAAAAAUUGGUCCCUUCGCUCAACCCGAUGUCAUCCAACAUGCUCCAGGACUUCCGAAGACCCGAUCGGGCAAGAUAAUGCGCCGAGUGCUGAGAAAAAUUGCCAUUGGUGACAGAAAUGUCGGCGACAUAUCGACCUUGGCCGACGAGGGAGUAGUCGAUUUAUUGUUCUCACUUAGGCCACAAUAAGUAACGCAACAUGAUUGAAUAAUUAUUCUUUCCAAUAUACUCUUUAACGUUGAAACUUAGAAAGAAAGUACAUCAAAUCAAGUUGUCCUGCUAAAAUCAAGGAAAAUGAAAAAUAUAAAACCAAUAUAGUUAGAUGUGGAUGGAGAAAGAACUAAAUUAUUAUCAGACAAAAUAUGUUCACUUUUUGUUCGCACAGGUGAUCACAUUAGCAUUCGGUAUCUAAUGUAUACUUACAUCUCAAAAUGAAAAAGUACCACAAAGACGAUGCAGUUUUAGAUAGAAUUUUUAGCUAACGUUUAAACUUGUUUGUCUUUAAUUGGCCAAUUUUAUACUAUGUGUUAUUAGUUUCAUAAGAUAGUCAUAUGUGCAGGAAAAAAGCACGCAAUUGUUUUAAUGAUUAAAAAUGAAAAUGAUACGUUACGAAUUAAUGCAAGAGCACGCAAAAAAGGACAACGAAGUAGUUGAACAAAAUUACGAUGAAAGUUCUUUUAUAUUACAUUAAAAAUGUAGAUUUAUUUUUACAGUCUAUUAUGGCUCUAUGUCGAGAUUCAUCUUAUAAUCUCUUAAAUAAUACUUAAUUUGUAUGCGCAACAUCUGUAAAAUUAUUAUUUUUUAUUACUUUUUAUUUUUACACGUGAUAGAAAUGUUUGUAGAGUCAAAUAGUCAAAAAUCUUUUUUUUAAGCUCCUCGAACCUCGGAAUGAGAUGAGAAAGCGUCUGAGCAUAAGUUCCUUUCAGUAGGAGUCUUCCACAGUUUCAUUAAACUGUUGUUUGUAAAAUGCAUAAGAAUGAAACCAAAGCAUCAAUCGUCAAAAACUGCUAACAUUGAAAUCAUCAAUAAUACAAUUUUUGUUGCUUAUAUUACUACUUCCCGAUGGUUCUGCAUCAAAAGCUUUUCUACAAUUAAAAAAAAAUUAAUAAAAAAGUUUAAAUAGAGGUGAUUUCAAUGGCGGAGAUUGACAUAAUACUUAAGCGUAACGCUCGAUACAAUUAAUGCAUGCGCACAGCUUCGUAAAUUUACGUGUCGUAGCAAAAGCGCACAGGAGUGAUCACACCGUCUAAUUCACAAACAAUUAGCUAAAUACACUUUAAUGAAAACGAAAAUUAAAUCUAGCAGAUAAGAAAUCAUUAAAGUUCAACCAAUCGGGUUGAAUCUGAAAGUAUAUUACCAGUUAUACAAAGCACUAUGCAUAACGCACCUCAACGUAUGUUGUAUUGUCGAUAUAGGUACAACGAUUGCUUAACACAAACACACAUACGCUCACAUGAGAAAUUCGUGAUAUUUUAAUAACUUUUAUCGUUAUAAAAAUAAAGACGUAUUGAAUCGUCCUGGUGCUGAAUUGAAAUAUCAUCAUUCUAAAACAGCUGUUCUUUGUUGAUGAAAGAUCUUGGAAAAAAUUAAACAGCUAUUUUUUUAUAAGUUUUUGCACUCUUCAGAUCUUAAAGUUAGCAAUUUAUAUAAUGAACGAAGGCAAUUUUUGUCGAUAUAAUUAAUCAUGAAAUUAUGACUCCACUGGCUGGAUUCAAAUUUUUCUCGAUUUAUAUACGGUCAAUGACGAAACUCGCUCACGCAAUUAUAUAAUAUUGUAAUAAUAGUAAAAUUCACCUGUCAACCCAAACUGCACGAGCUUGCAUAGUUGUAUAUGUAUAAUAAUUGUCAUAGCAAAAUUAAUAAGAAAACAAAAAAAGACGAAAGUAUAGACACCGACACGUAAGGCAAUCAUAUUUUUUUAGAAUGAUAUUCGAGAUUAUUCGACCAUUUGCGUGAGGUUGAAUUUUUAAACAGAAAUCUGUAAGCACAAGAUAUUAAACUAAAAGGGGCGAUGAUGAUAAUGAUACCUACAUUAAUUGUAGGGACAAAUGAAAUUCGCUAGGCGUAAAGAGGUAUAUGGCGUUUAUGAUUUGCCUUUUUAAUGAUCGAUGAAACAAUUUAUAUAUCAAUCUUAUAAAAUAUAUACAAAUUACAUGUGUCUUAUACAAAAUAAUCGCGAUACCGCCGCGUGAUAUUGUAUUGAGAAUAAACUACAUAAAUGUAAAGGAAAAAAAACUAAAAAAAAUAUUGUAUUGAUACUCUGUAACGCCCACAAUGAAUGAUGUAUAUCCUUCAACCCGUUGACGGGGACAGAAAAAAGGUUUAAAAGUAAAAAUUAAAAAUAUAUUAUCAAUGUAGUGUAUAUCUUAUACAAUGUGUUCGAAGUGCGCGAGGAAGAAUAAGAGUCCAAAGUUACUCUCGGGAAUCUUCACAAAUGAAUAAAAAAUAAUAUUUAAAUAUGAUCCACGGAGUCUCAACAGCCUAUGAGGCUCUGUUCAAUACAUAUCAUCUAUUAUAAUUAUAUUGUAUAUUAUAAGUGGAACAAGAAACUAACUUUAGGUGUGAUAUAUAUGGCCGAUUCUCUGUGAAUUAGAAUAGCUAAAAAAAAUUUCUGAUGUCAUGAAAAACUCAUUGUUUUUGAUGUCACGCAUGUCCCCAAAUUUUAUUAGAAAUAUUUUUAUCAUUCUUUUUUAAAGGGGCCCACAAUUGGCGUAUUUCUUAAAAUGAAAAAAAAAAACAUAGUAAUUUAAAAAAAAAGUGCAAAAGAGCUUUUUACAGGAAAAUAUCCAAACUUAUUAAAAAAACUUGAGGAGGAUCUGAGCCCUUUGGAAGCUUACUACUAUAGAGAGAAAUAUGAAGAUCAUAAUCUAAUCACGUUUGACCGGACUUAUACCACAAAAAUAUUCUAUUACCUCCUAAAUUUUUGUAAUGCGUUUUUCAAUUCUAGCAGCAACAAAAAAUCCAAGAGUAUUAUAAUAAGGCUAAAACUUUUAAAAAAAGCCAAAAUAACGGUAAAUAACGGACUCUUUACAAAAAUUUAGGAGAUACUAGUUUAUAUUGUAAGAAAGUUCUGAAACAUUUUUAGGCGAUCGCUUCUAAAGUACACAGACCUUCUUGGAGUAUUAAUUUUGUAAAAAUUUGAAAAAUUUCCACUAGAAAAGUUUAGCAGCAUUUUUUACUAAUAUCACUCUGGAUUGAGCUAUAAAUUUUUUAAAUAUUAGUAAUAACCAUGAAUAUAAGAAAAAUGUUAAUUUCAUGCCUCUGAAAAAGUGCUGUUCUCAAAAUUUUAAUAAAGUUUUGGGACAUGUAUGUCAUCAAGAACUAACGAUUUCUCGUGCCGAGCAGAUAUUUUUUUUUUAUCAUAUAUUUUAGAGUGUCCCUUAUUUUUGUCUCUUCUCUCUCUCUCUUUUAGAUGUUUUUAAUAAAUCAUAAAAUGUUACCGGAUGAUUAUUAAAAGAUUUUUUAUACGCUAUAACCGGAUAUGUUUGAAGAUUAUAAACUUAUGAAAUUAAGUUACUUGGGGGGAAAAAAUGUCUUUCGAAUAAAAAUCUAUGUAACCGCUCCGAG
Messenger RNA from Trichogramma pretiosum, 5843 nucleotides. It is a transcript of the gene AcCoAS, whose product is annotated as acetyl-coenzyme A synthetase. The coding region runs from base 435 to 2465 and encodes 676 amino acids. Lineage: Eukaryota; Metazoa; Arthropoda; Insecta; Hymenoptera; Trichogrammatidae. The record is from RefSeq and is a predicted model, not a curated record. The transcript has 11 exons. Gene Ontology annotation, molecular function: acetyl-CoA synthetase activity; AMP binding.